AUGACCAUGGCCUCCGUGAGCCUGGUGGGACAGCCGCCCCAGCCCCACGCCUUAACCCAGGAACCACAGCUGCAUUUCGGCGUCAAGAAAUCAUUACUCGCGCGCAAGACGUCGUGGGAGAAGAUGGUAUUCAGACGCAGCUCAGUCGGGGAUCCCGGUGCCAAAUCGCCGCCACAGUCUACAGCAGUCACGCCGGGUAGACUGGAAGACAACGCACGCCAAAUCAUCUCCAAUAAUCACGCGUUAUUGAAGCGACCCAUGGAAGUAAUAGUCGCGAAUGGACAUGGCACCAGCGAGACCAGGGGAGCGUGUAGGAAAUCCUCCCCGCAGACCGUCACUGCAAACGGGCAUUCUCAGAGCAGCCACAGAGGUAUAAGUGGAAGUAGUAAUAAUAGUAGUAUACCAAUUUUAGAGCGGCUUACGCAGGGGAAAACUGGAGUGGUGAAGCUGGCGCGCACGGAGCCACACAGGAGGCAGGCUUGGACCAUCUUCCCCGCGUCCACCGGUGAGGGCUCCCGCGGAGAAGGGCACCGGUUUGAGGCCAAAGCCGUGAGACAGGACUGGUGCGACGCGUGCAACUGCCAGGUCCAGACGCAAGCGCUCAAGUGCCAAGUGCCAAUAGGGUCCUCUGCAGCCGGAGCGAUCGUGUUGCGGCUGCAGUUUUACCGUUCCCUCAGCAGCCGCCUCCGUCUGCAGCGUGUGACUCCAGCCGCUGUCUCCAACUGCAUUCUGUCCAAGGCUUUCCAUGUGACAAACCAGGAGAUACAGAUGUAG
This is a messenger RNA of Knipowitschia caucasica, 774 nucleotides long. Lineage: Eukaryota; Metazoa; Chordata; Actinopteri; Gobiiformes; Gobiidae. The record is from the annotation of a GenBank genome assembly.